Sceloporus undulatus (fence lizard) is the source of this 953-nucleotide messenger RNA. RefSeq names its product pseudouridine synthase like 1 (gene PUSL1). Gene Ontology annotation, biological process: tRNA pseudouridine synthesis. The coding region runs from base 1 to 831 and encodes 276 amino acids. Lineage: Eukaryota; Metazoa; Chordata; Lepidosauria; Squamata; Phrynosomatidae. Gene Ontology annotation, molecular function: pseudouridine synthase activity; RNA binding. The transcript is spliced from 7 exons. The record is from RefSeq and is a predicted model, not a curated record.
AUGCACUUUGGCGUUGUUCAGUUGAUGCUAAUGCAUUUUGACAAUAAGCCGACUGCUCUUUACUGUAAGGCAGCAGAGAGGCUCCGGCCUUUGGUGCCAAUCAAAUUCGUCAUUUCCAGCCGGACUGAUGCCGGGGUGCAUGCCCUCUGCAAUGCCGCCCAUAUUGACAUAGAGAGGUCAGGAGGCAAGCCACCUUUCUCUGAAAGCAUUCUUGUUGAGGCUCUCAACCGCAACCUUAAAUCUGAGCCCAUCCGAGUCCUUGGUGCUCGCCACGUCGGGGACACUUUCCAUGCACGUUUCUCAGCCUUAUCGAGGACCUAUGUUUACCGGGUAGUAACUGGUUGCUGUUGCCCUUCUGAACUGCCCAUCUUUGAACAGAACCUCUGUUGGGUGACACAUAGAGGCCAUCUGAACCUGCCAGCCAUGCAAGAAGCAGCAGGAUUCCUUCUGGGCACCCAUGACUUUAGCACCUUCCGCUCUGCUUCCUCUGAAUUACCCAUGAAGAACCCAGUCAAGACCCUUAACUGGCUGGAGGUCAGACCUGCUUCUGGUUUCUUGAUGCACCAUGUCAAGAAUAGAGAGCUGAAGUUUUGGGAGCUAGAAUUCACCAGCAAGUCAUUUCUCUACAAGCAGGUGCGCCGCAUGGCUGGUGUGUUGGUGGCCGUGGGCCAGAACCGCCUGGAGCCUGACCAUGUGAAGAAGCUCCUGGAGAUCCGGGACUUGAUGGCUUAUCCUCCGAACACCAUUGCACCAGCGUGCGGUCUCUUUCUGAAAGAUGUGGAGUACUGUGAAGAUGAUCUGGAGACUGGGAGAUCUGAAGUUAAAACAUAGUGUUUAUUGAAAGGGACAUGGCUUUCUGUUAAUGCUCUUCGGAUGGAGCAGGAGAAGCGCAGCCCCUUCUGGUAUACUGUGCUCUGUGAGCAUUUGUCAGUAAACCCACUUGGUCUCCCGUA